AUGUUGAAUUAUAUAUGAUUUUUCUUGUAGAAAUUCUUACUCAUUGAUUAUAUCAUAAAACGGCUGUUAUUUUACGCAUUGUAUCCGAUUGUAGAGCACGUGUUAACGAUAAUUCUAUGAAAUAGAAUUAGAAAUAGAUGGAAAGUUUGUAAUAACAUGUGGCAGUUACGAGUUCAUUUGAGAAAUUAUUUUUAACUCUAACCUAUCAUUAUUGUUGUCUAAAUAUAGAAAAAGAUGGGAGGAUUGAUAGCUAAAUUAAAACGACCACUGCGUAAAUUUAAUAUAGAAAAUCGUGCAAAUGCUGUUCUUUCAAGAAGUAAACCAAUACCUGCUCCUAAACCGGCUGCUUCAAUAAAGCAAUUGCAACUAGCUCAAGAAUUAAAUCCAGAAUUUUUGAAGGAUCAUUAUCAAAAGAAUUUAAAACUCGAUGAACGUUUAAAGAAUGUUUAUGUAACGUCCAUAGGACCAGGGACGAAUACAUUGAAUCAACCUAAUCCUGAUAGACCGUUACCUGUAUCAAGAAUCACCGAACACUUUGAAUUUGGGUUUUAUAUUCCGGAUUCAGUUCCAGUAGGAAAAAUAACUUUGAAAGAGAUAUUUCAACUUUUUGUUUUGCAUAAAGAAGAUACUGUAAAAAAUUCUUCGGAUAUUUUAGCCAAAAAAUACAAAUUAGACAAAGAAACAGUAGACAAAUUAUUAGAAUAUUACAAACUAUAUCAAAUAAUAUUACCUAAACGUGACGACGAUCAUGAAAGUAAUUUAAAAAGAGUUGCAAAAGAAUUAGAAAUUUAUCCAGAAGAGUUGGAAGAAGGAACAAAAAAAGAACAAAAUGAACUUAAUAAAAUAAGAGAUAAAUUUCUGAAAUAAAAAUGUUAUAUAACACACAUUACUGAAAUGUAUACUAUACAAUAAAAUUACAUAGAAACGUACAUUUUGUGUGACUUUUCAAAAUGAUAAGUAAUGCCGAAAAUUUACAAAAUACAAACAUUCAAGCACUUUCUAUUUAAGAUGAAUUUAUAAGAUAUAUAAAUACUGUACAGAAUACAGAAGAUAAUAAUAAUGGUCACUAGCACAGGAAUCUCUUUGAAUGUGGAAGAAUUGGAAUGAGAAUGCGUGA
Molecule: messenger RNA, 1117 nt
Organism: Polistes dominula (European paper wasp)
Lineage: Eukaryota; Metazoa; Arthropoda; Insecta; Hymenoptera; Vespidae
Product: NADH dehydrogenase [ubiquinone] 1 alpha subcomplex assembly factor 4
Biological process (GO): mitochondrial respiratory chain complex I assembly
Cellular component (GO): mitochondrion
Source: RefSeq, a predicted model, not a curated record